AUCAUCCCGUCUUCACCCAAACCCUCAGUCACCUGUAUAUAUAGAUUGACCAUGGCUCACAACUUUGAGCCAUUGACCAACGAUUUGGUCCUGAGAACGGCACGAGGCGAAGAUGUAGAGCGUGCCCCAGUAUGGAUCAUGCGUCAAGCUGGCCGGUACCUACCGGAAUACCACGAGGCAAAGGGAAAUCGGGACUUUUUCGAAGUCUGUCGCAAUCCCGAAAUUGCCUCUACCUUGACUUUGCAGCCCAUUGAGCGCUUCGCCGGCUUGCUAGACGCCUCUAUCAUAUUCUCUGACAUCCUCGUCAUACCCCAGGCUUUAGGAAUGGUCGUCGAGAUGGUAGAGAAGAAGGGUCCGCAUUUUCCGGAUCCGUUGAAGUCGCCCGACGACGGUCAAUACGCCAAGGUGCUCAACAGGAGUGUAGAUGUUGCGGCCGAGUUAGGCUACGUCUACGAGGCCGUGACGUUGACGAGGAAGAAGCUGAAAGGCCGCGUGCCAUUGAUCGGCUUCUGCGGAGCUCCUUGGACUCUCUUCUGCUACAUGGUAGAGGGCGGCGGGACAAAGCUCUUCAUCGAGAGCAAGAAGUGGAUCUACCGCUUUCCUGAAGAGUCCAAGGCCAUGCUUCAGAAGAUAUCAGAGGUCUGCGUUGAGCAUUUAGCGCUGCAAGUCAAAGCCGGAGCUCAGAUGAUCCAAGUCUUCGAUUCGUGGGCAGGAGAGUUAUCUCCUUCGACUUUCAAGAAGUUCAGCGAACCUUACCUGGCUUAUAUAUCUAAGCACCUACCCAAGAGGUUGACAGAGCUAGGCUUGGAACAUGUGCCCAUGAUUGUCUUUCCUAAAGGGGCUAACUACGCUCUCGACUCCGUUUGCAACCUAGGUUACGAUGUCGUGGGAUUGGAUUGGCAAAUCGACCCCGCGGAAGCCGUCAAGAUUCGAGGGAAUAGACGUAUCGUGUUACAAGGAAAUGCGGACCCCGGUGUUUUAUACGGCACACAUGAAUCUAUAACCGAGACGGUAGAAGAAAUGGUAAAGGGUUUUGGAGGUGGCAAGAAGGGUUGGAUCGCCAACCUAGGCCAUGGCAUAACGCCAUUUGUGAAGCCGGAUGAUCUAAAAUUUUAUCUUGAAGAGAUAAAACGGUUAACAAGCAGUUAAAGAGACGUUGUAGAUUCUAUUAUGUUUUUAUAAGGGAUCGCUAGUAAGCUAUCUAUCGGGUCGGAAAACUCUUGUCUAGAUCUAUCGUGCUCCUAUUCCUAGUUAGUUACUCGGCGAAAAGAAAAAAAGAUAUAGAAUAACAAUGUAUGAGUGGUUACACUUACCAAGAUACCGUCCAAGCCACUUU
Molecule: messenger RNA, 1336 nt
Organism: Annulohypoxylon truncatum
Lineage: Eukaryota; Fungi; Ascomycota; Sordariomycetes; Xylariales; Hypoxylaceae
Product: uroporphyrinogen decarboxylase
Exons: 3
Coding region: 52-1149 (365 amino acids)
Biological process (GO): heme biosynthetic process
Cellular component (GO): cytosol
Molecular function (GO): uroporphyrinogen decarboxylase activity
Source: RefSeq, a predicted model, not a curated record